GAGUCCUUUCCUCAGCAUGGAUGGCAUCCCUGUGUCCUCUUCUCUGGCAUUUGAGAAGACUCUGGUCUCCUGUAUUUUUCCAUGCGGUGUUGCAGACAGCUGUGGCCCUUUUAAGGAUUAAGAUCCUUUUCAGUGACUUUCUCAGUCAACCCAUCUUCACACCGCUGCCAGAGAGGGAAGGAAUCGGACAAGACCCCAGGUCUGACUGUUUCCGGUAGCUUCAUUGCCGGAUGCAAUUUCAUCAUCUGGUCAUGGCUCUCCUCGGUGCUAUGCAUUCCUGGAAUAUCCAGUGGUUGUAGAAACUUGAGCAUCGGCACCACCUGGGAGCUUGUUAGACCCUCAGUCCCAACCCCAAAGGCACUGAGUCAGAACCUGUUUUUAAGCAAACAGGAUUCCCUGGGGUGUUCUAGUACACAUUAAAGCAAGGGAUUCAUUAAUAGAACACACUAGAAGGGCAUGUCCUAGGUAAUGAAUUCAAGUCAUACCUCAGACUGUGGUCCUUGCUCCUAGGGCAUGACUCUCAAACUACCCGCUCUAUUCACAAGAUUCAGCCCUAAAGUUCAAUUUGAAGUUCUUUUCUCCCCCCAAUCCCCACCCCAUACUCAUGAAUAAAGAACCUCAUUGGGAGAUCUUGGUCUGAAUCCUACUUUUUUCUUACAUAAAUUUUUUUCUAAGCUUUGACAUCUGCUGCUACUUGUUGGCUCACAAGAUGUCACCUGCUAAUAGACUAAAAAAGGGGGGGGGGGAAUCCAACUGCCAGCAAACAUGCUAAUUUAAAACUCAGGCCUUGAAUGCCAUGUUGGGAGCCAGCAAGAUGGCUCAACAGGGAAAAGCGCUUGCUGCCAAGCCUGAUGAUCUGAGUUCAA
Cricetulus griseus (Chinese hamster) is the source of this 866-nucleotide messenger RNA. Lineage: Eukaryota; Metazoa; Chordata; Mammalia; Rodentia; Cricetidae. The record is from RefSeq and is a predicted model, not a curated record.